Hyposmocoma kahamanoa is the source of this 397-nucleotide messenger RNA. RefSeq names its product protein POLR1D-like. Bases 52 to 378 code for a protein of 108 amino acids. NCBI's taxonomy places the organism in Eukaryota, Metazoa, Arthropoda, Insecta, Lepidoptera, Cosmopterigidae. The record is from RefSeq and is a predicted model, not a curated record. The transcript is spliced from 2 exons.
GUAUUCAGUGUGGAGAAGUGUUUUUAGUUUAAUCUAGUGAUAAAACAAACUAUGACAGAUAAAGAAGAUGGCACCAAAAAACCCGAUACAGAACCUCUAGAUGAUGCAGCUUUAGAAAAACUAGCGGUUGAAGAGCUCAUGCGAGAGGCUGUCCAAGGCGCUGCACGAGCCGAAAUUGUAGGUCCCUCCGGUUGGAUCAAACCGACUCAACAAAAAACCAAUAAAAGAUUUCUUGUCAACACACUGCGGAGUACAGUGAACUCAAAUAAGCAUUAUAACACGCGAAGCAGCUACCGAAAUUCCAACACUCGAUCCCCAAAACGCGAUCGGCACCCAGAACCUGCAAUUAAGAAAGAUAGGUCUAAGAAAAAAUAUUAAAAUGUCAGAUUAUAAUAUA